Molecule: messenger RNA, 1374 nt
Organism: Aspergillus novofumigatus IBT 16806
Lineage: Eukaryota; Fungi; Ascomycota; Eurotiomycetes; Eurotiales; Aspergillaceae
Exons: 3
Coding region: 101-1309 (402 amino acids)
Biological process (GO): DNA-templated transcription; regulation of transcription by RNA polymerase II
Cellular component (GO): chromatin
Molecular function (GO): DNA-binding transcription factor activity, RNA polymerase II-specific; RNA polymerase II cis-regulatory region sequence-specific DNA binding; zinc ion binding
Source: RefSeq, a predicted model, not a curated record
AUGGAUCCUGAGGGAUGAUUCUAGAGUGGCCGCAGAUGUUUACAUUUUAUAAGUGCCUACCACGUUUUUGUUAUAUUUUUCUUUAAAAAUUAAAAGGAAAAUGCACGCCAAGGCGUUCAGAUGUCAAUUUAUGGGGUGCGACGCGAGCUUUCACCGGAAGGAGCAUCUUCAUCGCCAUGAGACGCAGCAUUACAGACCCCAGCUUUUCCAAUGUUCAAGUUGUAAUCGAGCAUUUGGCCGAAGCGACACACUCCGGCGACAUAUGUACAAUGUGCAUGGAGCUGCGCCUCUCCCAAAACGCGCUUGUACUCAUUGUCGAGAGCAAAAGUCUCGAUGCCAAGGAGGGCUACCGUGUAGCAACUGCCUGCGCCGUGGUAUACGCUGUUCCCUGAACCGUCAGGCUGAAGUACUGCCAGGUGACUGUCUCAGUUGCCCGUCAGACACACUAUUAGCGGUUUCGCAUGAUUAUUCAACCCAGUCCAAGACAAGUCGAUCUGAAAAGGAAAGACACUAUCUUGAUCAGUAUUUCAAAUUAUUUCACCCUUACUGGCCAUUCAUUCACCAGGGUACGUUCCGCGAGAACAAUGAAACACCCUUGCUCAUCCAGUCUAUGAUUGUCAUUGGUAUGUGGAUGAGUAAGGAGCAAGAUACACAGUCAAAAGCAAUCGACAUCCACAGUAUCCUUAGCUCCGCUAUACAUCAGCAGAAAGCAUAUUUCACUGACAGAGGAAAUCUGCAGGAGGUAUGGGAUGCUUCCACCUCAGAGGACGCCUGCAGCACCUGUUCCUGGCCUAUCCCAACAUACCAGGCUAUCUUGCUCCAUAUAAUUUUCGCCGGGCUAUAUAAAGGCGGUGGGGCGCUUAAUCUAAACUUGAAACCGUCUCUUACUACUGAUGUUGCUGAUCUCCUUGACCGGCUUGUUACAAGUUGCAAAAGACUGGGCAUGCUAUACUAUCCAAACAUGCUUAAUCGGUAUUGCCAGGAUGAUCUUCCGUCAUAUGUCUGGAUAGGCAUCGAGGAAGUUAAACGAUUCAACAUGGCUCUAUUUAAAGUUUGCAGGGCAUUCAGCAGCGUAAGCGAACAGGAGGGCAGUAUAAACAGCUUGGAUAUAGCAGGGGCAAGCAGGAGGCUUCGUGCACGCGAUUUACAGUUUCCAUUGCCAAGGAAUACCCCAUUGUGGAACGCUGUAAGUAAAGAAGAAUGGGUGUCUGCAGCUACAGAGGAAGUGUACUGCAAUACCUUGAAUAACACUUUGGAGGUGGAGUGGAUCUCAAACUCAGCAAACAUCUUGGAGCUAAGUGAGAAUUGACAACUCUUUGGAUAUUUUGAUACCCGUUUAGGCACCACUACAUGUUAUGAACACACCACUCCAGC